CAUGCCCACUCGUUCACCCCAAUUGAGCAGCUGAAGAAGCUCUUAACAUCUCGGACAUCAACUCGUGAAUCUUCCGGGGGAUAGAGCCCCUCCCCAGCGUAUCUGGAAUUUCCGAUUGUAACUCUUGCAUUUAUGUUUCUUCUUUUUUCCCCUCUUUUUGUCUGUGUUGUCGUUUAAUUUGUAUAGACCAGAACCGAACAUUCCAAAAAUGCCUUACCCGUUUGUCCUCCCCACAACAUCCUCCUUCUCGUUUUCUUCCAGCUUCACCAGCGAAUCGCACCCCUCGUUGCCCCUCCAAGCCAGCACCCAUCGCGGCGUUGUCCGGGACACACUCAAGAAAUACAAGCGCCUCCCUCCGGCCUCGCAGGCAUCCUCUCUCUCCACCGUCGCGUCAACCCUGCAGACCUACAUUCCCUAUCUGCUCGCCCUCGACGCCGGACUUUCUCCAAAGGGCUCCCACUCCGCCGACAAGCCCUCCGUCACUCUCACGGCCACGCCUCAAAUAGAAUGGCGCCCGACACUGUCCGGUAGCUCGCUGCCCGGCCGCGAGCCCCCGCGUGUCAAAAUCCACAGCCUCGAGCACGAGAUCUUGUUCGCGCUCUCCGCCCUCGCGAACACGCACACCCUCCAAUCCCGCGCCGCCCUCCAACCCCUCUACCUGACCACCACGGCCCCCGUGGGCACCACCCAGCGCCAGACCGCCAUCACCACCGCCACCCGCCACCUCCUCGACGCCGCCUCCAUCUACGACUACCUCUGCGCCCGCCUUUCCCUCUCCCCGGCCGCGGCCGCCCAACGACCCCCCUGCCCGGACAUCGCCCCGUCGACCCUCGGCGCGAUGCGGUCCCUCGCCCUCGCCGAGGCGACCCUGCUGGCCGUGCUCAAGGACGACCCCUACCCGGCGGCCGUCGCCCAGGCGCGCAACCCGCACGACACCGAGUGGAUGUACAAGAGCCCGGACGUGCCCAAGGUGCGCGCCCACCUGUUUGCGCGUCUGUGCCUGGCCGCCGCGGAGCACGCUUCCCAGGCCGCCGCGGGGCUGGCUUCUUCGUCUUCCUCGUCUUCUUCCUCUUCCUCUCUCACUAGUUCUGGGUUGGGGUCUGCUGGGAAGGUGAACGAGGGCUUGGUGAGGUACGUAGAGGAUCUGAGGAGGACCAGUCGGGCGAGAGCGUGCCGGUUCUUUGGGAUCGAUGCGGAGCUUGGAGGGGAAACGGGGACGGGGAUCGCGUGGUUGCGAGCGGGAUUGGGGGAGCUGGGUAUUGAGAGGAAAGGUGACGAGAGAAAGGGCGGGGGGUUGAAAGGGCUCAGGAAGGAGUGGAGUGAGAAGAGGGAAGAUAAAAAGGUUGAGCGGGGGCUGGACUGGGGGGCGGAUGGCGGAAGGUUGGAGGAAACGAGAGUGCUCGAGAUGCUGGAAGCGAAGUGGGUGAAGCAGAACGAUACGAUGCUCACUCAGCCGAUACCCCCUGUUGGCCCGCUCCUUGCACAAAUGCCCUCGGGACGCGAAAUCCACACCAUCAAACCGUUUCACCCACCAGUAUUGGACUCUGAUGCUCUGGAGGCGAUGCGGGCACCGCCUGAUGCGCCAGACGAAGUGGGCAACUAUCCGAGUUCGGACGAAGACACAGCAGUGAAUCCAAUCCCCGGAGCGUUUCCCGGCGUUUCAGGGCAGUCCCGGUCAGGAACGCCAGGCUAUUUUUGAUGAGAUUUAUUCGACAUAGAUACCAGCAGCAUGAGUAAUUAUGAAGUUAACAUGGUUCAGUUCAGCCAGCUAUGCUCGACCUAUCGCAGGCAUCACACCUCCAUCCCGAUGUGUGGACCACCUAAUUCGCCAUCUGGUGACUUACCAGUGUAGAUUUCAAACGCUGUUGACGGUCUUGAUGUGAUUCCACCAGGGAUGUCUCCACGAGGUCGACUCGACGGUACCUCUUUGAGUCUGACUAGCCUCGCUCGGGGGUGUGGUCAAGAUGCCUGCACAUCUACUCGCGGGACCAGCGGCUGAUAGCCGGACUAGUAUCGUCUUCGUGUAUAGCUUCA
Thermothelomyces thermophilus ATCC 42464 is the source of this 2034-nucleotide messenger RNA. RefSeq lists its product as uncharacterized. The transcript has 3 exons. Gene Ontology annotation, cellular component: plasma membrane. The record is from RefSeq and is a predicted model, not a curated record. Gene Ontology annotation, biological process: cellular response to pH. The coding region runs from base 209 to 1699 and encodes 496 amino acids. Lineage: Eukaryota; Fungi; Ascomycota; Sordariomycetes; Sordariales; Chaetomiaceae.